This is a messenger RNA of Elaeis guineensis (African oil palm), 1978 nucleotides long. The record is from RefSeq and is a predicted model, not a curated record. NCBI's taxonomy places the organism in Eukaryota, Viridiplantae, Streptophyta, Magnoliopsida, Arecales, Arecaceae.
UGAAACAGUGGAACCACAAACCAACGUGCCCUCUGGCAUCAUUUUUUUUCUUUUUUCUUCUCCACGUCCGCUGUCCACCAUCAGGAAUUUCUCCUCCGGCAGCAACCAUGACAACUGGAAGAGUGUUAUUUUCAAGGAAUACAAAUAGCGAAGAUCCGAUCAGAUCUGGACGUCAUCUUGAAGCAGAGGAGUGUGGCUGCAGCAGAGCAUUCUUUGAAGUUUGAAGUUUGCAAGAUUGAAGCUUCAAAGAGAAGUAAAUUCAUCCUGCAUAUAAGGUGUUGGACAAAAGGUUUGUUAGAGAAUUUUUAUCAUGGCAAAUGGUAUGUCUCCUCUUAAUCUCUCUCAAUCCUUAGUACCCAUAUUCAGUGGACAAAAUUAUGAGUUUUGGAGUAUCAAGAUGAGGAUUUUUUUUUAUUUCUCAAGAUCUUUGGGAUCUAGUUGAUAAUGGUUAUGCAUAGGAGAGACAAAAUGAGUUGAGGGAACUCCGAAAGAAUGAUGCAAAAGCUCUUUUGGUGCUGCAGCAAGCUGUGUCUGAUGCUAUCUUUCCUCGGAUUACAAAUGCCACUAAAUCACAUGAAGCUUGAAUCAUCUUGAAACAAGAAUUUCAUGGAGAUAACAAGCUGCUGCACUGCACCUCUCAUCUCCAUGCGAGCAAAACCAUCCCCAGUUAAUAUCUGCCACGUAAGAAGAAUUCUUCAUGCUUCCACUAACAGGGGAACAACAUACAAAAAGAGCCUCGUCUAGGAAUUUUCCCGAGCUUUCUUCUCUCCCGCCCCCCGCCCCCUCCCACGGGCGGCCGCUGCAACGCGCCUCUUUUCUCCAGCGCCGUCCCCCGAGCCGAGUCUCCAAAGAGAAGCGAAGCAGAGAACCCAAGAGCUGCAGCAGCGAUGACCGACUACGCUCAGGAGCAGGAGAUGGAAAUCGAAGCGCUCCAAGCCAUCCUGAUGGAUGACAUCCAAGAGAUCGAUUCCAGUGAGAGUGGGCUGAGCAGAAUCAAUCGGUGCUUCCAAAUUAUGCUGUCUCCACAGGAUGAUGAUGUGGAUGAGUCAAAUUAUACUCCAGUUAAAUUGGCUUUGAUAUUCUCUCAUACUGAAAAGUAUCCAGAUGAACCCCCACUUCUGAAUCUUAAAAGUGUACGAGGAAUUAAACCGGAAGAUCUUUCAGUACUAAAAGAAAAGCUCCAGAAAGAGGUGGCUCAGAAUCUUGGCAUGGCAAUGGUUUAUACACUCGUCACAUCAGCUAAAGAUUGGUUGAGUGAAAAUUUUGGGCGUGAGGUCGUAGUUGAGGAAUCUGAAGAAACUGAUACAACUAAAGAUGAUAUAAUUGUUCCUCACGGAGAACCAGUUACUAUUGAUACUUUUCUUGCUUGGAGAGAACGAUUUGAAGCUGAAUUAGCACUAGAGCGAGCCAAUCUAAUUCCAGAGUAUGCACUUACAGCCCCCAAGGAGAAAAAGCUUACGGGAAGGCAGUGGUUUGAGAGUGGAAGACAUACAGCGAAAGGUGUGGCUGCAGUUGCUGAAGAGUCUGAGGAGGAGGAGGAGGACAUCGACCUUGAUGAUGACUUUGAAGGUGAUCCUUUCUUUCCUGAAGUGUCAUCUAUGAUGAAGAAGAUAUGCUGGAGCAUUAUUUGGCAGAGAGGUCUGAUAAAUUAUCAGAGGGACCCAGAAAGUAAACAGGAUCACAAACAUGCUAUGUCUGAGUUUGGGCCUGAAAUGCUAAGGUUUCCCCACAUGAACCAGCUUUUCAGAUUUUGAUCAACCAGAGUGAGUUCAAUUCCAGUCAUCUUAGAAGGAACGGGUAGUGUUGUGGAGAAAUCCGUUGAAGCCUAGCAGUAUCGGUCAUUAGUGUACUGGAAUGUACUAUCUGAAACUUUUUUUUGAUAUAUUUUAUAUUGUUAAGUACGUGUUGUAACAGCAACAUCUAUCAUUACUAAAUAGUGGCAUACCAUUCACGAAUCAAUUUAGAUACGUUACGAGCA